Messenger RNA from Danio aesculapii, 933 nucleotides. It is a transcript of the gene dydc2, whose product is annotated as DPY30 domain containing 2. The coding region runs from base 79 to 783 and encodes 234 amino acids. Gene Ontology annotation, cellular component: Set1C/COMPASS complex. The transcript has 7 exons. Lineage: Eukaryota; Metazoa; Chordata; Actinopteri; Cypriniformes; Danionidae. The record is from RefSeq and is a predicted model, not a curated record.
CAAGUCAACGCGUGUGUGCUUCGGUAUUAUCGCUGAAAAGGCGUUUUUCAUGUUUAACAGUUAAUAAUUCAGUAUAUUAUGGACUCCGGGUAUGUGAACCGGUGUCUGGGCGUCUGUCUCGCGGAGGGUCUCGCGGAGCUGAUCGAGCACAGGCCGCAGGAGCCCAUCGAGUAUCUGGCGCUGUGGAUCCGCUCAUACAGAGAGAAACAGAGACUUCAGGAGCAGAGAUCUGCAUUUGAGAGCCGCCUGAAGGAGGAGAAGCAGCGUCUCCAUGAUGAGUCUCUCCAUCAGAAGCUCCUGCAGGAGGAGCAGAAGCAGAUCAGAGACGCACAGGAGGAGAUUAAGCACACAGAGGUGUCUGACCCUGAAUCAGCAGAUCAGAGCAAACCCACCCCUGCAGACCCUCCUCAGGCUGAAGAACAGGUAGAAAGUGUUGAAGCUCCUGCUGAUCAGCCAGAGUCAGAGACAGUGAGGGAGCAAACAGAUCCAGCACUGAAUGAGGAGGAAUCAGGCGAAACUGCAGGAGAUGAAGAACAAUCCGCUGAGAUCCAAAACACAGAGCAAAGCCUUUCUAAGGAGGAUCUCGAGGACACACUGAAUAAAAACAAUGAACCAGUCAUCCAAUCUGAAGAGAACAAACCCGAACUGGAAAAAACAGAAGAAGAUGCUGAUGAGAGACAGAUAGAAACUGAAGAAAAGGACACACACACAGCAGAAACUGAAGACACGGCACUGGCGGAGGACGCGGAGCGAGCUGGAGAACAGGACGAGGAGGAAGACUGAGCAUACACUAAACCACAUCACUGACCUCAGAACAGCUUGUGUGUGUUGCACAAAUCUGACAUUAGGCUUGGAUUGGCUUUAUUAAUCCUCAGGGGGAAUUUCACACGAUUAAAUGGAUUUUAUUAAAUGUUUUUUUUAAAUUAAAUGAAA